Choloepus didactylus (southern two-toed sloth) is the source of this 2509-nucleotide messenger RNA. RefSeq names its product NGFI-A binding protein 2 (gene NAB2). The transcript is spliced from 7 exons. Lineage: Eukaryota; Metazoa; Chordata; Mammalia; Pilosa; Megalonychidae. Gene Ontology annotation, cellular component: nucleus. Gene Ontology annotation, molecular function: transcription coregulator activity; transcription factor binding. Gene Ontology annotation, biological process: negative regulation of DNA-templated transcription. The record is from RefSeq and is a predicted model, not a curated record. The coding region runs from base 161 to 1738 and encodes 525 amino acids.
GCACAGAGAGGCGCGGAGGCUCGGAGAGAGGAGACGUGGAGGGAGGGAGGGAGCCUGGACAGCGGCGGACACGGCAUCGCGCGCCGGGAGGAGUGCAGCGCGCACCAGGUGCAGAGUGCCAGGCACCGACGGGGGCAGCCCGGGUGGUCGCCGGCCGUCCAUGCACAGAGCACCCUCCCCAACAGCCGAGCAGCCGCCGGGCGGAGGGGACAGCGCCCGCCGGACCCCGCAGCCCAGACUCAAGCCCAGUGCCCAAACCAUGGCACUGCCUCGGACGCUGGGGGAGCUGCAGCUGUACCGGGUCCUGCAGCGUGCCAACCUCCUUUCCUACUACGAGACCUUCAUCCAGCAGGGAGGGGACGACGUGCAGCAGCUGUGCGAGGCGGGUGAGGAGGAGUUCCUGGAGAUCAUGGCCCUCGUGGGCAUGGCCACCAAGCCCCUCCAUGUCCGACGCCUGCAGAAGGCCCUGAGAGAGUGGGCCACCAAUCCGGGGCUCUUCAGCCAGCCAGUGCCUGCCGUGCCCGUCUCUAGCAUCCCGCUCUUCAAGAUCUCUGAGACUGCGGGUACCCGGAAAGGGAGCGUGAGCAAUGGGCAUGGCAGCCCAGGGGAAAAGGCGGGCAGUGCCCGCAGUUUUAGCCCUAAGAGUCCCCUGGAACUUGGGGAGAAGCUGUCACCACUGCCAGGGGGUCCUGGGGCUGGGGACCCCCGGAUCUGGCCAGGCCGGAGCACUCCAGAGUCAGACACUGGGGCAGGAGGAGAAGAGGAGGCUGGUUCGCCACCCUUCUCCCCACCUGCAGGGGGAGGAGUCCCUGAGGGAACUGGGGCUGGGGGUCUGGCAGCAGGUGGGACUGCGGUUGGUCCAGACCGACUGGAGCCAGAGAUGGUACGCAUGGUGGUGGAGAGUGUGGACAGGAUCUUCCGGAGCUUUCCAAGGGGGGAUGCUGGGGAGGUAACGUCCCUGCUGAAGCUGAAUAAGAAGCUGGCGCGGAGUGUGGGGCACAUCUUUGAGAUGGAUGAUAACGAUAGCCAGAAGGAAGAGGAGAUCCGCAAGUACAGCAUCAUCUACGGCCGCUUCGAUUCCAAACGGCGGGAGGGCAAGCAGCUCAGCCUGCAUGAGCUGACUAUCAAUGAGGCCGCUGCCCAGUUCUGCAUGAGGGACAACACGCUCUUACUGCGGAGGGUGGAGCUCUUCUCUCUGUCCCGCCAAGUGGCCCGCGAGAGCACCUACCUGUCCUCCUUGAAGGGCUCCAGGCACCACCCUGAAGAAUUGGGAGGCCCCCCACUGAAGAAGCUGAAACAGGAGGUUGGAGAACAGAGUCACCCUGAAAUCCAGCAGCCUCCCCCAGGUCCUGAGUCCUACGCACCCCCAUACCGCCCCAGCCUGGAGGAAGACAGUGCCAGCCUGUCUGGGGAGAGUCUGGAUGGCCACUUGCAGGCUGUGGGGUCGUGCCCAAGGCUGACGCCGCCCCCUGCUGACCUGCCUCUGGCAUUGCCAGCCCAUGGGCUGUGGAGCCGCCACAUCCUGCAGCAGACACUGAUGGACGAGGGGCUGCGGCUCGCCCGCCUCGUCUCCCACGACCGCGUGGGCCGCCUCAGCCCCUGUGUGCCUGCGAAGCCGCCUCUCGCAGAAUUCGAGGAAGGUCUACUGGACCGAUGCCCUGCCCCAGGACCCCAUCCUGCUCUGGUCGAGGGUCGUAGGAGCAGUGUGAAAGUGGAGGCCGAGGCCAGCCGGCAGUGAGAGGUGGACUGGAGUCCUCGGAUCCAGGAUCCUAGACUUCUGGCUCACACAGACCCCUACACUCCUGAUCCCCAGAAUCUAGUCACAGUCCUGGAUCCUUCUGCUGCCCUUCUCCUGCCUCCCCACCUGCUCCAUGGGCAAAAAACUAUGGGGCUUCAAGCAAUAAUGAGCAGGGGCCUGGCGAGAGGACACAAGGAGGGUGCGUGGUGCCCUCUCACCCCUGCCCAGAGCAAGGGGGCAAGGACUCUGCCUCCAGGGCAUUUGGGGUUCUCCCCUCACUUACACAACAUAUUCCCAUUGUCUCUAGGUUUGAACUGGUGGUGUCAGCAGUUGGACUCAGUUUGGACAUGGGGGAAAAGGGGGACUUCCCUGGGAAGGUCCAGCAUCUAAAAAUGCAAAUGUUUUCCCCUGGAACUGGGGGCUUGAGAACACUGGACCUGCUCCUUCUCCCUUCCCCUUCCCCAUUUUUGUGCUUCUAGUUUGUUUUGUUAAUUUAACAAGUGCUGCAGUUUGCCCACCCAUCCCGAUCUCUUCCCCGAGUCCUCAGCAAGCCUUUCCCUCCUGCUCUCUCUUGCAGGGGUGGGGUGGAUGUGGGAUCUCCUUCAAGCUUCGGCCCCCUCGGGAGGCCUGGGUUGGUCUCAGGGUCUCCCCAGCUGGGGGCCAGGCCACAGCACCUAUCUGAGCAGUUAUAGAGCAUCUUUCUUUUCAGAUUGUGUACAGUAGAUUAUUUAUUUUGUUAUUUUGGAAUAAAAUUUAUUUUAUGGCUUAGGA